Molecule: messenger RNA, 752 nt
Organism: Aspergillus glaucus CBS 516.65
Lineage: Eukaryota; Fungi; Ascomycota; Eurotiomycetes; Eurotiales; Aspergillaceae
Exons: 3
Coding region: 77-355 (92 amino acids)
Source: RefSeq, a predicted model, not a curated record
GAAUAUUGCUUUACAAACUCCAUUGAGCCGUCCAUUUGUCUAGAUUGUACCUCCAUUGACCACUACAUUCUCAAAAAUGCAUCCACGCCUCUUGCUCCUGCUCUCCGCCACCGUAUAUGCAAUACUUUUGACGACAUGGCCGGCCGAAUUAGUCCCUGGGCAGCCCGCUACCAUCACAUGGGCCGAAGCGUUGAAUGAAAAUAUCGCCAUCUCGCUGCUCGACACUUCGCAACUGAAUGACAUGAAGGUUCUGGCUGCGGAUAUGGAUCUCAAGUUCAACUCACUCUGCUUGGUCCCCGAUUCCUCCCUCUCCACAACCGCCACAUAUAUGAACCGUAUCUCCCCAGAGCAAUAGCGAAAGUUAAUCAAAUCUUGUGCCGGUCUCCGCUGCCCCUCCCGGCCCUCCCGGCCCUCCUCGCAACCCACAGCAUGAGUUCUUCAGACAAGCAGGUCUCUUUAUUUGACUGUCUCUCGUCGGAAGCGACUCAGUCGGGGUGGAGCAUGGUAUUUCGUCGGUAAGGGCGCGGGGAUUGGAUCUGCUGUUCAUUCGUUGGGAUAUGGCAUUUUGUAGGGAUGGAGGGUUGAUCAUCUGUUAUGGCUGGCAUGAAGACGCAAGUUGUCCAUGUAUUCCACUAUUUCUGUCUGUCAUUGGAUUUGGGGAUUUAAGACUCCCAUAUUUAUGUGACUGCACUCUGCUAUAUAAGAUAGCUCGAGCUACAAUAUACGAGCAGAAUAUGUUAUGACACUCAGAG